AUGGGUGCAACUUGGGAUAUCGACCUUCUCAAAGAGCUUGGUCGUCAGUUCGCGGGCCAAGCGAAGUCACAGGGUGUUCAUGCAUUGUUAGGUCCUACCAUCAACAUUCAACGCUCUCCGCUCUGCGGAAGGAAUUUCGAAUCCUAUGCAGAGGAUCCAACGCUGAGUGGCAAUCUAGCCGCUAGCUUUAUUAGUGGCAUCCAAAGUGAAGGUAUUGGAUCGACAUUGAAGCACUUUGUAGGGAAUGAUCAAGAGACGCACCGCACCAAGAUCGAUGUCAUUAUUGAGCCAAGAGCCUUGAGAGAGAUAUAUCUCAAACCGUUUCAAAUUGUCAUGAAGAAUGCGCCACCUUGGGCCUUAAUGGCUUCAUAUAAUCGCCUGAACGGCUUACACGUCACUGAAAGCCCUCAGCUACUGGAACAGAUUCUCCGACGAGAAUGGGGCUGGGAUGGAGUUAUCAUCUCCGACUGGUUCGCCACCUAUUCGACUAGUGAGGCGCUCAAUGCCGGCCUAGAUCUCGAAAUGCCGGGCAAGACCGAGUGGCGAGGUAAGUUGAUUAUGAGAGCUCUACACUCUGGAAAACUUGAAGCACCGGUCCUUCAACAAAGGGCACGGCAUAUCCUCAACUUCGUGGAGAAAACUCGCGCCUCGGGCGUUCCUGAAGACGCGGUAGAGUGGGAGCAUAAUACACCUGAAGUUAGGGCCGUGAACAGAAAGGCUGCCACAGAAUCGAUCGUCCUCCUCAAGAAUACUUCGAAGCUCCUUCCAGUUCAGAGCCCCGGUCGCGUGGCAAUUAUCGGUCCUAACGCUCAUGAAGAUCUCUUCUGCGGCGGAGGAAGCUCUACGGUAUUCCCUUACUACUAUAUCUCUACCUACAGGGGUAUUAAAGAUACUCUGGCAGAGUAUAGCCCAUCCAGCGAAGUUACAUUUGCUCAAGGUUGCUACAAGCACGCACUCCUUCCAGUCAUAUCGACAGAGUCACCUUCCGGACAAGCGGGAGUCGAUCUAGACUUCUAUAAUCGCGAUUUUACCCAGGAUCCGGACGCCCAAAAGGUUGUCGCAACCCAUUCCCUCACUUGGAGACUUGUAUUUAUCGAUAGUCUACCACAAGUAGCUCUACCCUCAGUAUAUGGCCGUUUUAAGGGGCUGUAUAAGGCACCUAGCGAUGGCGACUUCGAAUUCGGCGUGGUCACAACAGGAAGAGCCAAGCUUUAUAUCGACGGAGUACUUCUGGUGGAUAAUUGGACUACUCAAGAAAGGGGAAGUCACUUUUUUGUAGGACUCGGCACCAUCGAAGUCCGCGCCACCAGAAAGUUGGUAGCAGGACAACAAUACGGGAUCGUGGUAGAGUAUACGAAUACCAGCAGCCUCCAAGAUAGGAGUAUUUUCGACGUGGGUGGUGGCAUAUUACGAGUCGGGGUGUGCCCUGUCGUCGACCCGGAGAAACUUCUCAGAGAGGCGGUUGACGCCGCUACCUCAGCCGACACGGUCAUUUGCUGCGUCGGGACAGAUCUGGAGCAUGAAAGCGAAGGCUGGGACCGGAAGGAUAUGAAAUUGCCAGGCUCGCAAGAUCAACUCGUCGAAGCAGUACUCAAAGCGAACCCGCGGACAAUAAUCGUGAAUAUAUCGGGCACACCACUCGAGAUGCCCUGGAUUGACCAAGCCUCGGCGGUGAUCCAAGGAUGGUUUAUGGGGAGCGAGCUCGGUAACGCCUUGGGGGACGUUCUCUUUGGCAAGGUGUCGCCCAGUGGCAAACUACCAAUAACUUUCCCUCGGCGGCUCGAGCAGAACCCAUCCUACGGCCACUUCCCCGGUGAUCAUGGCCGCGUGAGGUACGCCGAAGGCAUAAUGGUAGGUUAUCGACACUACUCAACCCGAUAUAUUCCCACUAUGUUCCCAUUUGGCUAUGGACUAUCGUACACCGAGUUCCAAUACACCGGCCUUAUACACGAAGGCGAAACCUUACUAUAUCCCGACGGGGUCGUGUCAGUGUCUCUCACGGUGACGAACACGGGCGGCUUCGCCAGCCACGAGAUUGUGCAGCUCUAUGUGUCUGCGCUCUCGAGCUCGGUAUUCCGACCGCUUUGGGAACUGCAGGGCUUUCAGAAGGUUAAGGAUGUGCAGCCUGGAGAAAGCUGGAAAGUGAUAUUUACUCUCGAUAAGUAUGCCGUGUCAUACUAUAACGAGAAGCGAGAAGAAUGGACGGUAGAAGCCGGCAAAUAUCGUGUGUCAAUUGGGGCGUCCGUAGAGGACUUGAGAUUGGCCACUUCCAUCCAGGUGCCAAGUACGUUCCAUUGGACGGGACUGUAG
Messenger RNA from Fonsecaea multimorphosa CBS 102226, 2310 nucleotides. RefSeq lists its product as uncharacterized. Gene Ontology annotation, biological process: glucan catabolic process. Gene Ontology annotation, molecular function: beta-glucosidase activity. The transcript has 7 exons. Bases 1 to 2310 code for a protein of 769 amino acids. NCBI's taxonomy places the organism in Eukaryota, Fungi, Ascomycota, Eurotiomycetes, Chaetothyriales, Herpotrichiellaceae. The record is from RefSeq and is a predicted model, not a curated record.